Messenger RNA from Entrophospora sp. SA101, 199 nucleotides. NCBI's taxonomy places the organism in Eukaryota, Fungi, Glomeromycota, Glomeromycetes, Entrophosporales, Entrophosporaceae. The record is from the annotation of a GenBank genome assembly.
AUGCAAGCAGAAGAAAGGGUUUUUACGGAAGCAGAAAUUACACGUAAAUGUAUGAAAAGAGGAGAUUUACAAUGCUCAAUAUUUGACUAUAGACAAUUUAAAUUAGGUGCUGAUCAAAUUCCAUUCGCACCAUGUAAUGUAAAUGGAGGACGUAAAACAAUUGAUGGUAAUGAUGGUAAUAAGAAUUUUCAAUCUAAUG